Rotaria sp. Silwood1 is the source of this 225-nucleotide messenger RNA. The record is from the annotation of a GenBank genome assembly. NCBI's taxonomy places the organism in Eukaryota, Metazoa, Rotifera, Eurotatoria, Philodinida, Philodinidae.
AUGAAUGUUAAUUUCAAUUUGAAUCAUGAUGCACAAUUAUGCAAUGAAUGGUUAGCUACAGUUGGUCCAGAACAGGUGGCUAAGUAUUUUGAUCAUGUGCGAAAAUGUGAAAAAGAAUUUAAAAAAGCUGAUCAAGUUGUUGAAAGGCUUGAAGAUGAUCUACUUGAAAGUGAUACACACGAUUCUAUAAGUUCGGAAGAUGAUGGAAACGAAACUGAUAGUUGA